Penicillium canescens is the source of this 1521-nucleotide messenger RNA. RefSeq lists its product as uncharacterized. The coding region runs from base 1 to 1521 and encodes 506 amino acids. The transcript is spliced from 4 exons. Gene Ontology annotation, biological process: transmembrane transport; carboxylic acid transport. Lineage: Eukaryota; Fungi; Ascomycota; Eurotiomycetes; Eurotiales; Aspergillaceae. Gene Ontology annotation, molecular function: carboxylic acid transmembrane transporter activity. Gene Ontology annotation, cellular component: plasma membrane. The record is from RefSeq and is a predicted model, not a curated record.
AUGGGUGUUAUUCAGAAUCUCAAACUGUGGAAAAACAAUGUUACCCACAUUGAUGCGAAUGGCAAUGAGGUAACGGAGGAGGUUCCUCGCGUCAUGCCGCCCCCACCGUGGAAAGUGGUUGCUCUUCUUGACUUGAAAGCAUGGCUAUAUUUUUGUCUUGGAUUGGCUGCUUGGACGGCGGAUGGUUACGACUUCAACGCAGUCAACCUCGUUGCCACUGACUUGGCAACUGUAUAUGGCAGAGACUUGAGCAGUAUCACGUUAUCCAUCACACUUACUCUCCUCUUUCGGUCAGUGGGAGCAGUCCUUUUCGGUAUCAUGUCCGACUGCUUCGGUCGAAAAUGGCCAUUGUCGGCAGAUCUAUGGAUCUUGGCUGGCCUUCAAGUUGCUACGGCUUAUGUGACGGAGUUUUCGUCAUUUAUUGCCAUUAGAGCUAUAUUUGGUGUCGCCAUGGGAGGUAUAUGGGGACUUUCUGCAGCCAUGUCUAUGGAAAACAUGCCUGUUGAGGCCCGUGGCUUGUUUUCAGGGCUAUUGCAACAAGGUUAUGCCCUGGGCUAUCUGAUUGCUGCCGUGGUCAAUAUCACGGCUGUCCGUUACACAAGUGAAGGUUAUAAGGCCAUCUUUCAUGUUGGAGCUGGCUUUACAGGCUUGGUAGCCUUAAUUGUCAUGUUCAUACCAGAAUCCCCUAUUUUUGUGAAUGACGACGGGGAAAACGCUGGUCAAAUGCCUCUUCGGCAUAAAGUUGCCGGCGUGUGGCGGGACUUAAAAUUGGCCUCGCGGUUAUAUUGGAAGAUUUUCUUGUAUUGCAUUGCUUUGUGCAUGGGGUUUAACUGGAUGAGUCAUGGUUCGCAGGAUAUUUACCCAUCCUAUUUGAAGGUCCAAAAAGGAUUUUCAUCUGACCAGGCCAGUGUUGCAACAAUCAUCGGUCAAUGUGGCGCCAUCGUGGGAGGAGCUAUUUGUGGUUAUUAUUCUCAGUUCUUCGGUCGUCGUUUGACGGUUGUGGUGGCUUGCUGCUUCGGCGCUUGCAUAAUCCCGCUUUGGACUAUCCCAAACACAUGGAGCCCAAUUGUCGCUGGUACCUUUUUAAUCCAGGCAGCAGUUAAUGGGGCAUGGGGCAUUAUGCCGAUAUUCUUGAAUGAGUAUUCCCCGCCGCAAUUUCGUGGUGUCUUUCCAGGUACGGUUUAUCAGAUAGGGAAUAUGCUGUCUUCUCCUGCUGCACAGAUCUCAACUGUUGCAGCCAGUAAUUGGAUCCGCGACACACCCUCAGGGCCAAAACCAAAUUACAGUCAAGUUAUGACAAUCACCAUGUGUAUUGUCUUCACUGCCUGUGCUAUUAUCAUGGCCUGUGGACAGGAACGGCUGGGAAGCCGUUUUGAGGUGGUCACCAGAGCAGGGGCUGCGCAAAAGAUCAACCCAGAAGACAAAAUCCACAGUGUUGAAGAUGGUGAGUGUGAAACUGGUCUAGACGACGCAGUUUCCCACAAGGAAGCUCCUAGAGCAGUGUACAUCGAGCAGGUUUAA